CGUGCUGUCUCGAUCACCGGUGGCCAUUUCACAUGCCCUCAUCACCGGGCUCUCACUCACCUCUUGCUUAUAUAUGAUAAGGUCUCCCUUCGUUUUUUGGUUAUUUUUUGGUAUUCAUCCCCAUACACGACCAUGCCGCCGCCGUCCCUCCUGCAGCUCUGCACGGCGACUGCGAUUAGGAACGUGAAAUCCCUGGACGAUGUCGGCAAUCUUCCCUACGCACUUGCUCGUCCAUUUCUACUCAAGGUCGAAAGCCCCGCAAAACUGAGAUCCCUGGAACUCCAGUCCCCACAUAUUAUGCGAGAUGACGAGGAACUCUGGCUCGAGUUUAUAAAGAAAGACAUACCAAGAUGGGAGGAGUACGAACUGCCCGAGAGACCUGAUUGCUGGUAUGACGUAUAUUGUGACCUUCGAGCGCAGGUCCAAAGGGCAGUGGAUGAGGAUGCAGAAAAGCUGAAGAUGGCUCUAGAUGGCAUCAGCUCGGAGCGUGAGAAGCACAGUGCCAAGUUCGUCACUGACCGGCGCAUCAUCGGUCUCCCCCGGGAGCGACCGACAGCAAAGCAACGUUAUGCUUCGUUCGAUCGGAGGAUGGGAGGAAUCGCACCUGUCUUCUCCUCCAAACCCGGCUUUGGGUCCUCAGACCCCGUGAUAUCUGGGUUUGAACGACCCCAUCUUCCACGGUCCGAUACAAAGAAAAAGAACAACAUAUUCGCAGCUCCGAGGAGGAAUCCCGCUCUGGCCGUUCCCACGAAGCAUCUCAACAACAGAGCCACCCAGGUCAGACAGGCUCCGAUCGCUUUCAUUGAGGACCAUAGACGCCCUCCUGAGUCUGCUGCCCCUCAGCGAAAGGAUUCCCCGGCUAUGAGAGCGCCCGGCCGGUCGCGGUCGCAAAUCAGUUCUGGUUCCCAGAACAGCCCGGCAUUAAAUCCCACGAUACGGGACAAUGAAGCCCGACUACGAGCGAUUAAAGCAGGAUGGUCUUCAACAACCUCACAGCCAAAUUCGAGAAGUGCGCCGACAUCACCGCCUUCAAGAAGUUCGUCUGAGUCUAGAUCUCAUCCCCGAGCGCAACCCCACGGUGGCAGUGCGGCUGGCUCUCAGACGAGGGCCGCUAUCGAUGAGCCAACAACAGCUACGGCACAGCCACCACCUCGUCCCCCAAUGACUCGAAAAAGACCUGCCCCCAGUCUCUUCAUCCAGCCCAAGAAAAAGAAAGUAAAUUGAUGGCACAUAUAUCUUUUUUUAUCAAGUCGACGUGCAUUGUUAGGUAUACGGGAUUACCCACAUUAUAUAGGAUUGGCGUUUAAUACCAGUACGGGUCGCGUGCACAGCUGCUGGAGUGGAUGGCGUUUGCAAAAUGAUACCAGUGAAGGUUCUUUCUUCUUUAGUCUUCUUCUCCUUUUUGGACAUACUCAGGUUCGGGCCAAGCGCCAUAGACCUUUUUUCUUCUUAUCAUCUCUUUUUACCGGGAACUUUCUACAUAAGACGGCCCCAAACAAUGCUGGCUUGAUGCGCGACGUUGGUUCCUGAGGCCCCAUUUUCUCGAUUUAUGUUU
Molecule: messenger RNA, 1555 nt
Organism: Aspergillus heteromorphus CBS 117.55
Lineage: Eukaryota; Fungi; Ascomycota; Eurotiomycetes; Eurotiales; Aspergillaceae
Product: elongin A domain-containing protein
Exons: 3
Coding region: 133-1224 (363 amino acids)
Biological process (GO): transcription elongation by RNA polymerase II
Cellular component (GO): nucleus; elongin complex
Source: RefSeq, a predicted model, not a curated record